AUGACCGACAGGGUCGAGUAUGACUGGCUAUCAAUCAUCAAACUUAACAUUUUUGCCUUUAGAGCAGCCGGUCUAUGGCCCAGUGCCGACGGCUACAAACCCAACUUUUACUUUCUGCGCAGCAUCACCAUCAUAUUCAUUUUCGGCUUCAUCCAAACCGCCUCUCAAACCUUCAAGCUUUUGACCAAUUUAACCGACAUGCAAGUAGUGGCAGGAACGGCCUUCAUGGUUAUUUCCUGCUGGCUGAUGUUGAUGAAGAUGUUCUCCAUAGCUAGCAACAUCCAAACUCUGAGAAAACUGUUGACAACUCUGGAUGACGAAAUGUUUCAAGUCCUCAGCAACGAACAAAUUGAAAAUAUAGCCCCUAGUGUUAAGACGUGGAAAUUGGCGUACAACCUCAUCAGUGGGAGUAUCGCUUGUUCUGUAAUUUUCUGGACCGUGGAUUCGUUCAGGAGACGCAGAUUGCCGUUCAUUUCUUGGUAUCCUUACAACACUACGGGUUCUCCUUUGUAUGAAAUUACUUGUGUUCACCAGCUUUCAAGUCUUUCUUUUGCAGCGUAUAUUAAUAUUAAUAUGGAUACGUUUAUAGCUGUUUUUAGUUUAUAUGCGGCUGCUCAGUUUGAUAUUUUGUGUGAUAAUUUGAAAAAUUUGCAGCCCGAGGUGUUCAGGGAGGGUUUGGUGGUUUGUGUGAAGCAUCACCGAGCAAUUGUGAAUUUCGUUAAAUCAUACAAUACAACUUUUGACUCGAUUAUUCUGGUGCAAUUUUUCACAAGUGCGGCUUCUUUAGGGAUAACCAUGUUUCUUGUGGUUGGAGUGCCGCCUCUCAGCAGCGACUUUUUUUCGUUCCUCUUCUACGCGAAUGGAGUGAUCAUAGAAAUUUUUAUUUAUUGUUGGUUUGGCAACGAGCUCCAAAUCAAGAGUGGCAACGUGUUUGUUGUGGCCUUCGAAAGUCAUUGGACAGAAGCAUCAUCUGAAGCUAAACGCGACCUAAUUUUCUUCAUGUUAAGGACGCAGAAAUUCCUGAAAAUUUCAGCAUUAAACUUGUUUGACCUGACUCUGGAGAAUUUUCUAAGGAUUUUAAAAACGGCUUAUUCCUACUUUGCUUUGGUGAGUCGCUAUGACAAGUGGGGCACUUGGAUUCAAGCAGCAUUGUUUUAUGCAGAACACUUUGAUAUAGAUAUAGAUAUAGAUAUAGAUAUAGAUAUAGAUAUAGAUAUAGAUUCAACACUAGAAAAACAACAGUCCCUGGACUGA
Messenger RNA from Zophobas morio, 1254 nucleotides. RefSeq names its product odorant receptor 49b-like. Lineage: Eukaryota; Metazoa; Arthropoda; Insecta; Coleoptera; Tenebrionidae. The record is from RefSeq and is a predicted model, not a curated record. Gene Ontology annotation, molecular function: olfactory receptor activity; odorant binding. Bases 1 to 1254 code for a protein of 417 amino acids. The transcript is spliced from 6 exons. Gene Ontology annotation, cellular component: plasma membrane. Gene Ontology annotation, biological process: sensory perception of smell; detection of chemical stimulus involved in sensory perception of smell.